Molecule: messenger RNA, 179 nt
Organism: Paramuricea clavata
Lineage: Eukaryota; Metazoa; Cnidaria; Anthozoa; Malacalcyonacea; Plexauridae
Source: the annotation of a GenBank genome assembly
UGCAGCAGUACCGAGAAUGUUUGCUGAUGAUACGAACAUUAGUUAUGCGGCCAACACUAUCGCCGAACUAGAAAAUGUUAUUAAUUCGGAAUUAAAAAAAUUGAAAAGCUGGUUGGAAGCGAACAAAUUAAGCCUUAAUAUCGCUAAGACAGAAUUUAUGAUAAUAGGAUCUCGACAAC